AUGGUGGGACCCUUUAUGCAGGGUCUUUUCUUGAUCGGCAUCAUCUACUGGUAUUCCAAGGGCAUGAUGUCCAUGAUCAACGACUACUACAGAGGGGAGUUCCAGCGGAAGUUGCAAGCGGAACCAUCCAAGCCGAAGGCAGAGGCACCCAUCAAUGUGGACAACUUUAUGGACUAUGUCAGGGAGUUGGACCCUCCGGAAGAGGUUUCCAGAAGCCCAGAGGAAGGAUCAGUACUUCCACCUUUAACAAAGACCCACAGCCACACACUCUUGCGAUUCCUGGAGAUCACCGGCGCACUUCCAGCUUUAGAUGUUUGCCCUGCCACGAGCAACAUAAGAAAGCUAGUCCUAUGACAGUUACAUUAAGUGCAUUUUAUAUGACUUUCGUAGAAUAAAGAAUCAUAAUAAAAAGCUUAAUUGCAUACUUAUAGGUUAAGAGAAGUGUACUUUUAUAUAAUAUCUCUUAAAUAAAUAUAUCCCACCCAACA
Molecule: messenger RNA, 488 nt
Organism: Drosophila biarmipes
Lineage: Eukaryota; Metazoa; Arthropoda; Insecta; Diptera; Drosophilidae
Gene: Xport-B
Exons: 1
Coding region: 1-354 (117 amino acids)
Source: RefSeq, a predicted model, not a curated record